This is a messenger RNA of Brugia pahangi, 498 nucleotides long. NCBI's taxonomy places the organism in Eukaryota, Metazoa, Nematoda, Chromadorea, Rhabditida, Onchocercidae. The record is from the annotation of a GenBank genome assembly.
AUGCUACCAUUUAUCGGAUCUAUCACAAGCAAUUGCUGUUCCAUAUUAACUCAACGAGAAAAAUUUCAAGAAGAUUUGGAGGGUGGUGGAAUAUUGACGAUUGUUGGUUUAACAAUGCCAAACAAAAGACAAAUGUCAAAAGCGCCCAAUGAUAAUGAUCAUUUGCGCUCAUUCGUUGUUGAUGAUUGUGAUGAUGAUGAUGAUGAUGGCAUUAAUAACAUUGAUAGUAAUAUCACCCAAUCAACUGACGAUAACAUUCAAAAAAUUUUAACACGAAGUACGGAAUCAUUAUAUCCGUUCGGUACCGGAAAUCAACAAUCAACAACAAUGCGACGUCUGUCGCAUAAUCUUAACAACGAACGACGUCGAUCUUUGCUAUGGAUACGACCAACGACAGAAGAAAUAAUAGCCAGAGCAAGUCAUCGUAUCACAGAAGAAUCGAAAUUAUAUCAUCGUGAACAAUUUAAUUCUACUAGAGGUCUGUCUGUCUCUAAUUAA